Messenger RNA from Scylla paramamosain (green mud crab), 6033 nucleotides. RefSeq lists its product as uncharacterized. Bases 399 to 3020 code for a protein of 873 amino acids. The transcript has 9 exons. NCBI's taxonomy places the organism in Eukaryota, Metazoa, Arthropoda, Malacostraca, Decapoda, Portunidae. Gene Ontology annotation, biological process: mitochondrial protein catabolic process; mitophagy by internal vacuole formation. The record is from RefSeq and is a predicted model, not a curated record. Gene Ontology annotation, cellular component: mitochondrial outer membrane.
GUGUUAUCUCUUAUGAGACAGAUUGUGUUGAUAUCCUGGAAUGAGAGCGCCUGAUUACAGGUCUGCAGCGAAAAGUGGAUAGUAAAAAACCAUGAAUGGCGGGGAGAAGGUGGCGGAGAUAGCGACUGGCGGACUCUAGCUGGUGGCGGGGCGAGUGAGCGCGUCGCGUGCCGACGCCUCAGAAGUGGUGUGUCUGUGAAGGUGAGGAGACGCGCGGCUUGGCUGGCUGGUGUGUGUGCUUCACUCGCUGCCCACGGCUUCGCACUCUCGUCUGUAUCUUGUCAUGGACUCUGUGCGUGGGCGCGCCACCAGUGACCUGCCGUCCUGGGUGUAGGUAGUGGCGAGGGCAUGUACUAGUGCUGUGUGUGGAGUGUUGUGCUGUGCCCGGUGCUUGCGCGAUGCUGGGGCACACCGGGAUGCCUCGCGUCGGCCACUCAGUGACCUGGUCAGACCGGGAGGUGAGCGUCCUGUCGCCACCUGUACCGCACAUUCUUGUGAACGUGGAGGGCUCGGCUCUGUCGCGCCUGGACCGAUACUUUGACCCUCAGCCUCCCCCGCGGCCCGAGAAACCCGUGGGUCUGCUGCCCAAGCCCUCCCCUGCCAAGGCGACCACGCAAGCCACGCCGGUGGGCGGGCCGCCGCCCCUCAUCGACGGGGCGGCCUGCAAGACAUCGACAUGGACCUACAAGCAGGUGACCACGGCCAGGAACUCUGGCGUGUCGGACAGCGAGAAGGGCGUGCGGUUCCGGCCGGAGCGGCGGGAGCGGCGGCCCGUGCAGAAGCUGCAGUGGCGGGACAGCGCCUGGUCCCGCGGGUUUACCACUGGGAAGGACGACUACCUAGAUCUGGACAUGCGCAUCACAGCUUCCCCCUCUAGCGAGGGCUCCUCCCGCCACGCCAUCAAGCGCAUCCUGCUGCUGACGGAGAACUACCAGUACCGCGACGCCGCCGCCUUCAUCCACCGCCUACCCUCUGCCACCUUCAAGGUGAUCGUGGACGAGCUGCCCAUCGACGUGCUGGUGGACGCCAUGCCGCACUCGCUGCCCAUCCUGGAGGCGCUGUACUGUAAGGUGAGCGACACCGCCCCCGCCGUCACGGGCUGCACUCGCAUCCUGCGCCCCGAGGCCGUGGUGUGGCAGAUGGUGCGCUUCUUCGCCCAGCAGGAGGAGUGCCUCACGGGGGACAUCCGCUGGGAGUUCUGCGGCCCCUUCGUCACCUCCUGCAAGAAGGUGCUGCGUGUCAUAGCGCGCUCUGAGCCCAAGAUUCGCAAGACGCUGCAGCAGCGGCGGAAGCAGCUGGAGAAGGCCAUCGAGGGCAUGGGGCACCACGGCCUGGUGGGCACCUCGGACGAGUCACUGCAGAGCCUUCACGAUGCCCUCAAGCUGGAGUUCGAGAAGGUGGUGAAGUCGUACACCCAGGCGCUGGAGAAGCUGGAGGAGCUGAGUCUGAGCAACAAGACGUCUCUGCAGCGCAGCAUCAGCCACGGGCCGGCGCCCAUCCAGGCGUCGCACCAGCGGCAGCUGUCCAUCACGCAGGAGGAGGUACAGCAGCGGCUCAUCAAGAACAAGACACUGCUCAACGUGGUGGAGCCCACGCUCAACAACCACUCCCUGGACGUGCUGCUCGGCAUCCUGCAGCGCCGCAUCGAGUACGACAAGGAGUCGCUCUUCCAGUUCACACAGCUGCGCAAGGAAGCCAAGGAGGUGGAUGGCAACGCCGUCAUCGCGCCCAUCCUCAUGCGCUACACGCACGGCUGUCAGCAGGUGCUCGAGAUGCUGAAGGAGGCGGUGGAAGAGGACGGCGGGCACCAGAUUCCUGAGGAGGACGAGGGCAGCGACGUGAGCGGCUACCACAGCGACUCAGACUCAGCCAUCAUGAUGUCUGGCAAUUCUCCGUACGUCAGCAAGCACGCCAGGUUCAACUUCCUCACCAGAUCAGUGCGUGACAGGAGUCGUGUGGGGGUGAGGAGCGCCUUGCCCUUCACCACGGUGCCGCCCUGCUCCUCCUCCUCCGGUGUCUCCUCAGGCUCCUCGGACACGCAGAGCCAGGGCAGCGGCGGCGGGGAUUCCAAGAGUGACUCCCCAACUCCUGAAGGAACAAGGAAGAACGGCGAGGUGGGAUCUGCAGGAGUCGCUGGUGUGAGUGUGCGCUGCGGCAAAGGACACGAGCUCUCAGUCCCUGCAGCUCGCGCCUCUGCUCCCUCCGGCGUGCGGGAGUCGGCGGCCCUGCGUCAGGAGGUGGAGACUCUGCGGGCGGAGAUCACCAAGGCCCGCCAGACAAUUCUUCACAUGCAGGAGAGGGAGAAGAAACUGAAAGAUAGGCUGGGUGACCGUGCAGCGAGGGGGGUGGAGCGAGGCAACACGCGGCUGGAGAACGUGAACUUGGGAGAGCGGCGCCCCACAGCACUAGUGAGGAAGUAUGGCAAUCUGUAUGCUCAGGCCAGAGUGGAUACGCUGGACGCCUUAGAUGCUCUGCCGGACCUCAAGAACGCGGAAGAGCUCAAGUCCAAGUUGCUUUUCAGUGUUGUGGUGCUUGCCUUCCGCUCCGCCUCCUCUUCGGCUCAGGCACUGCGAGAGGAAGUGCGCCGUAUCCUGCAGGUCCCCCCGCCUCCACCCACAGGAGAAGCCAAGGACACUCACCUCCUGUACGACACCAACGCCUUUUCUCUUGAGCAGUCUGUGUCCGCCUUCGUCACCGCCAACAUUGAGAAGCGGGAUCUGUCCAAGAAUGUAGAGGAGGUGUGCCAGCAGAUCUGGGCCACGCUGUAUGACUACCCGAGCCUCAAGAACUGCGAGGGGCUGCUGCAGUACGUGAAGGACUGCGUCAGACUCGCCUGGGGCCUCAGCAACCAGGUGCCGCCCUACGUGAUUGACUACGAGACGCGCACAUACAGGAAGGAUUACCAUGUCCGCUUCCACGUGGCUGACCCAGAGUGUGACGCCAUCAAGACCUACCUGUGGCCCGCGCUACUCGAAGGUCCCGGCGGUCCCUGUGUGCAGAAGGGCGUCGUGAUUACGUAGACGUGUGUGCCGCGCCUGUUGUCUCUCUUGUAAAGGUGUGUUCUUCUGCUGGCUGUUGCUGUACAUACCCUCGACGCAGGUACGCACCACCAGGCCACGAGUACCGCGCUUCUGUACCUCUUUGCUGACGGUGCACCAAGAUACACGCACAGAAACCCAGCAGAGAGGGAACUGUAUGUGAGCUUCGUUGCAAAAGACUUCAUGCUGUUGUGUAAAUUGAAAGCACGUGAAAGUCUGGACAAUCUUGCCUUGAAAACUGUACCAAGUUGCUUCCCACUCGUGUCUUACCUUGAGGAUCUUAGUGGUAAAGGUGAUCACAGUUCUGCCUUCAUAAUUGUGAGGGACUCGUUCACCUGUGUCUUGCCUUCAUUAAGUGUGGAGUGUUAAACGCGGUCGCAGUCUUUAAAGUUCAUGUGUCUUAUGUUUAAUGAUAGUAGUAAGGUAUGAACAGUCUUACCUUCAUUAUUAUGGGAAGUGUCUACCUGUGUCUUACCUUUAUAAGUGAAUAAGGGUAAGGUGUUAACAUUCUUACCUUGUUAAAUGUGGAAUUGUUUACCUGUCUUACCUUUAAUGUAUAUAGAUAAGGUGUCAACAGUCUCACUUGAUAAUUAUGGGAAAGUUUACCUGUGUGUCUUACCUUUAAAAUUGUACAGUGGUGAGAUAUCAGCAGCCUUACCUUGAUGAUUAUGACAGAAUGUUUACUUGUGUCUUCCCUGUAAAAGAAAAUGUAGCGUUAGACGUGCACUGCGCCUCCUCAACACACAAACACUACAAACCAUCGCCACUUACAACGACAAAAAGAAUGAGUUUUUUUUCUUUUACGUUUAAAAAUAACGUCAAUAUUUCCUAUACAUUUAAUAAUUCCAGGUGUUUAUGAGCACACCUGUGUAACCGUUAAUGACGAAAUGAGCUGUAAUUGGCAGCACUUGCGACACUUUGAAGCAACUGGGACACAUUACCUGGCAUAAGUAUAUAAUCAAACGCACUCAAGUCACCCCCAUAUUUUACUAAUCAUUUGCUCUCCACAGCGGAUCAUGACACUCAUACACACUUAUACACACUUAUACACACUUACAUAGAGUCACACCUCAUACCCUGACACACUCCUGGCAGUACAUAGGCGCACGCAAGCACGCACGCAAAGUAAAACUAUCAGUUCCCAGCAAAAAGAGAACAAAAACAGCUCACUUCUUUUGUACAUAUCACCAGAGGGUCUUUAGCUAGAGAGAAUGUAUUUUAUGUAUCAUUUCUGUAUGUAUAACUACGUAUGUGUUAGGUGUACAAAGUGUAUAAGGUGAAGGAUUGGUACAGGUUUAAAGCGAGUGUCAUGCAGUGAAGGUUAUGAGUCAAGUGGCAAUGUUCUUCUCUGUGUUUUGUGUUUCCCUCUAAAAUGUAACUCCCAUGACUCACCGACAGCCUAGGAAGUGUGAUGAACGGAGUAAAUUGUGGAGAGAAAGCGGAGUAGAGUGUGCUUUUUUUGUGUCUUUCCCGCGAGCUUAAGUUCUGUGAUUUGCUGUCAGAAUAAAGAAAAAAUGAAAUAGAAUGAAUGGAGUAUAUUGUGGAGAGAAAAUGGAAUCGAGAAAUAAUAAUGAAGAUAAAAAGUAAAAAUGCGAUGAAUUUUCUCGUUUUGGUGAAUUUUUAAGCUUAACUUCUAUGAUUCGCUGUCAGGAUAAGAAAAGAAAAGUUGAAUGAACGGAAUAGACUGCGGAGAGAAAAAUGAAGUAAAGAAAAUUAAAGAGCAAAAUAAAAGUGCAACGAAUUUUCUUGUCUUUAGCUACCUGAUAGAUUUCCAACAGAGUCAAGCUUGAAGGGAAACGCAAAGGACAGUAAAAAUUAAUAUUUGACUCGACUCUUAAACUUUCGAACUUACCUGCGCUUACCUGUCCCAUGUGUCAGGUAAGGCAAUUAAGGCACACUUGGCUGGUUAUUUGUAAGUUAUAGUCGGUUUGUGUGUAUAUAUUUAUGCGUCCUUUUAUACUUUUGGUGUGUGAGUAGCAGAGAGUGGCGGCGGCUCCCUGUGCAGUGUUCAGGGAGCGAGUCGUUUCCUUAGUGUUCGUGUGUUCGUGUGUUCAAGUCAGUGCGUCGGGGUAUUAGCGAGAAGAAAAGUUACAUGUGUCUUAAAUUUGUAAGUGUAGUGUAUUAUGAUAAAAAAUAAUGUUUGGGUGUUUAAAUUAGGUAGCGAAUGACUGAUUGACUAAUUGGUUGGUUCAAUGACUGGUUUAAGGCGCCACAGAAUCCAGGCCACACGGCGCCAUCAUUAGGCAGCGAACACCUCCCCACUGGCCCCGUGAAGCAGCUCGCGUGUACCUCUCCCGAUCACUGCAAGUACAAAAUUUGGAGAACAGCUUGUUUUGAUCAUUCUAUUCGACUCCGGCAAAAAUGUCACGGUAGGAGUACAGUAAUUGUUUGAAUGAAAAUACUAAACUCAAACAAUUGCCUAACUCCUUGAACCAUGUCACUGAAGAAAUACAGGUGUUGGAGUGAAAAAAAAGGAGAUAUCACAUAAACUCGGACGUCGCCUUAUCCUUAUACAAAUGUCAAUAAGAAAUACAAUUGCUGAAAUAAACAAAAUCAAAAUCAAAACGAACAAAAAAAAUUACUUACCCCAGAAAAAAAAAUCAGCAAAGGAAUACAAUUACUUGAGAAAAUUAUCUCGUAUUUCGAUAACAGAUUCUUACACUUGCAAUUUCUCCCUGUUAACUUCUCACCACUGACACUUGCAUCCAUUAACUGUCUAGCCUUCCCUCUACAGCUUGACUCCCCCGCCCCUCCACACGCCGCGGCUGUCUAUAUAGAGAUACCGCCAAGGUGUUUUCAGCAUAUUCUGAGUGAAUAUACGAGACAGAAACACCGACUUUGAUGCGCAGUGAAGUAUAGGACACGAGUUUACGACCCACGAUUCUGCGCCGGAACCCUCGCGUGACGGAAAGCGAGGGCGACACCUGGCGAGAGAGAGAGAGAGAGAGAGAGAGAGAGAGAGAGAGAGAGAGAGAGAGAGAGAGAGAGAGAGAGA